This is a messenger RNA of Pectinophora gossypiella (pink bollworm), 2102 nucleotides long. RefSeq names its product transcription initiation factor TFIID subunit 12-like. NCBI's taxonomy places the organism in Eukaryota, Metazoa, Arthropoda, Insecta, Lepidoptera, Gelechiidae. The transcript is spliced from 3 exons. The coding region runs from base 142 to 675 and encodes 177 amino acids. Gene Ontology annotation, molecular function: protein heterodimerization activity; DNA binding; TBP-class protein binding. The record is from RefSeq and is a predicted model, not a curated record. Gene Ontology annotation, cellular component: SLIK (SAGA-like) complex; SAGA complex; transcription factor TFIID complex. Gene Ontology annotation, biological process: RNA polymerase II preinitiation complex assembly; DNA-templated transcription initiation.
AUGACAUUAAAAAAUUCUCAUAAAAUACGACGCGCGCGUGGAAUUGCAUCGCUUUUGUUUUCUCCGUAUAGUUUUAUUAAUUUCGACGAGUUCCGAUAUUUGUUACUGAAACUUUAGGUUUAAAUACCUGAAACCACCAGAAUGUCUAACAAUUCUAUGGGCCAAGGCGCGAAUAUGCCGUCAAUCGGGGGAAUGAACCAAGGCGGGAUUCAGUAUGUGAACAAUCCUCUUCAAAGUCCGCAACUGCAGUCUACAUCCUUGCAAGGUUCUCCAUCACAACACAGCCCUAUGGGAACGCAGUCGCAAAGCGGAUCUAAAGUCAAUACAAGCGGCGGCGGCGACCAAACGACUCAGCUUCUGAGUCGCCCUCGUCUGCAAGAGUUGGUCCGUGAAGUAGACCCAACGGUGCAACUGGACGAGGAGGUCGAGGACAUGCUGCUCCAACUAGCUGAUGACUUCAUAGACUCUACACUGAAUGCUGCGUGCUCGCUCGCUAAGCACCGACAUGCGUCCACGGUGGAGCUCAAAGAUGUGCAGUUACAUUUAGAACGCCAGUGGAACAUGUGGAUACCAGGCUUUGGUAAUGAUGAGCUGCGACCGUACAAGCGGUCUGCAGUUACCGAAGCCCAUAAACAGCGCAUGGCUCUUAUCAGGAAGACCAUGAAAAAAUAUUAACUGUCUAUAUUAACAGUAGAUGUAAGUUUAUAUCGGUAUAAAAGUGUGAAGGUAUAAUUGUAAUUCUUCGGAUCCACUGGACAUUGUCGGCAAGUAGUUUCUCUAGUACCUACAACCAUUUUUACAGCAUACAUCUAAAUAUCUUAAGACUUAUUUCCUUGAGGUAGAAGAGCAUUUAUAAAGUUACCUUCUUUCCGCCGGCGAAUUCUUUAGCGUGGACUUCGUUUAUCGUAGCACUUAUUUUUCAUCCCCUUAGGGGGUGAUUUCCGGUAUAAAAACUAUAUGAUGUUCUUCCCUACGUCUCAAACUUUCCCCAUACCAAAUUUGAUCUAAACCGGUUGAGCAGUUUAACUUCUUAAGACCGAGAUUGCCAGACACAAUAGUUAAACAAUGAAGUUUGGAUUUAAAAAGGACUUUCGGUCUUACGACUUUAAAUGCGAAAGAGUAACAAAUAGACAAAAUUACUUUCGCAUUUAUAAUAUCAGACCGUAUAAGGCAUAGGUUUCCAAACAAAAUAGUUAAACAAUGAGUAUUUGAUAUUAAAAGUAAACAAACCUUGAAAUAGAUUGAUUCUGUGGGUGAUAUGUGUUUCUUGACCCAAAAAGAAGAGAAUCCUAUUUUUAUUACUACCUAGAAAAUUUUAACUAAGUCUAAACCUAGAAGUGAUUAGUGAUGGGUGAAACCCAACUUAGAGCCUUCAUAGAUUUAUGAAAACUAGAGAAUUAUAGAUGGUAAACUCUUGUUCAAAUGUGUUGUUAUACUGCACAAUUCAGACUGAAAUUAUUGCCAAUUAUACUGUGAUUAAUCACCCACUUGAACAGAUUUUUUUCAGUAAUUUAAUUAAGAAUUUGAAAGAUGUCCAAACUAUGUUUGUAAGUAUGAAAAAAUCCAAUUUUAUAUAAACUGUUUAUGUAUGUGGAAAAAUCUCGUAUGUUAGUUUUAUCCAUAGCUUAAAAUAUUUUUCACAUCAUUGUAUGUUGAGUACAUGCCAAGUUGAACGCUCAAUCUUUCAACAAUUUUAACAAUAUCUAUGUGUAGAAAUCUUGAAAAGGUCUCCUUUGUUUAGGGGUUCACAUCAGUGGGGUUGACUGACAAAACUAUGCUCAGCUUCGAGACUGCUCUCAAGAUCAUGUCAAUGUGACAGUUCUCAAAUAAAAAUGGACUUGAGUAUCAUCUUGAGGGCAGUCUCAGCUGAGAUUAGUUUAUUAACACCGCCCCUAGAAAGAUAUAAUUAUGAUUUUUAGUUGAGUUAAGAAAUAUUAUUUGUGCAUUGUUUUAAUAUAAUUUGUGAAUAAUGUGAGCUUAUUUAACAAUUUCACAAAUUGUACAGAAGCGAUUUUAUCUGUGAGAAAUGUGAUUAUUUUUUUAAGAAUAGAGUACUUGAUGUUUUCUGUUAAAAAUAUUAAUAAAAGAUACAAAUUCAUAAA